Octopus bimaculoides (California two-spot octopus) is the source of this 893-nucleotide messenger RNA. RefSeq lists its product as uncharacterized. Lineage: Eukaryota; Metazoa; Mollusca; Cephalopoda; Octopoda; Octopodidae. The record is from RefSeq and is a predicted model, not a curated record.
AUGAAAUCUUCUAAAUCCAAAGCAAGAUCAAGAUUAACUACUGAUAAUCAUCUUGAAAACAACUUGAGAGUAGCCACCUCUAGCAUUUCUUCAAACAUCGAGAUGUUGGUGAAGAAACGUAGUAAAUGGAUUAAAACCUAUGCCGUAUCAGUUGGAGCAAAUUCGAUAAUCUAUAAUUCCUUCCUCAAAAUAGGAAGUCCUUCCAUUUGGAAUGUGGACAAAUGCAAUGGUAUCUACUGUCCUAAUUUCUUUCGACACCCAUUACUUGAUAUCUGGAACCAUCUUCCAAUUGAACAGGUAAAACUUGUGCUAUACAAAAACCAAGCAGAUAUUGUAACGAUGGUGUUUGAUGGCCGUAAUACAACCCUUCAAAGCUGGUUCUCACUCAACAAUCUGAAAAGUUCUCCAUGGACUGAUCUGAUACCAGAGAAAAACCGUCAUUUCUCAGUGGCUGGAAAUGGAAACACACGCCGUUUCUAUGUAUCACAGGCUCGUUCUUCCUGCUCGUAUCACCGUGGUUGGUUGAUAAUAAUUGGCGAUUUCAAAGGAUGUAAUUGGGAGAAAUCAGACUAUUACCCUAAAAUCAUCUACUCUAAAACGAAUUUGAGUACGAAAUGGCACGACGAAUAUGGAGUAGCUGAUUCCAUGGCCAUAUUUAUCCAGCUGUGACGAAAUUAACAACUGGAUAUCUACUGCAAUUGUUACCAAUCCUGAACGUUUACCAGCCCCUAACACUUGUUAUGCGCAUGAGUGUACAUGCGCAUAACAAGCGCAUUAUAUAUGCUUAUACUGAAUUUUAAAUAUUUAUCCAUAUGCAAAUAUUUAUCAUAGAUCCUAUCAUUCUUAGUAAAUUUCUGUUGUGAAAUUAUGUACCUCCUGUUCUAUUCUUUCGA